GUCGAGACUGCUUCCAGUCAUUUUGGCAUUCCAGAUCAACCCCUAGCCUGAGAUCCUCACCGACAUGUCUCUGCGCUCACUCUUCGUAGCUGGCUUGGCCACCCUGGCACUGGCGGCGCCCGCCCCCCAGAUUCAGGCCCGCCAAGGCAUGAGCUCUAACGAGCUCGAGAGCGGCCCUUGUCGUGAUGUGACUUUUAUCUUUGCUCGAGGCUCCACCGAGCAGGGCAACAUGGGGUUCAUCGUGGGACCUGGAGUCUGCAGCUCGCUGAAAAACGAUCUCGGCUCCGACAAGGUCGCCUGUCAGGGCGUAGGCGGCGCAUAUACCGCCCAAUUGGCCCCCAACUUCCUUUCUCAGAACACUGAUCAGGCAUCCAUCGAUGCGGCCACGGAUAUGUUCGACCUGGCUAACACCAAGUGCCCGAAUACGAAGAUCGUGGCUGGUGGAUACAGCCAAGGUUCUGCUGUCAUCGAUAACGCGAUUCAGGCGCUUGACAGUGAUCUGAAAGAUAAGGUCAAGGGAGUGGUUCUUUUUGGUUUCACCCGUAAUGUGGUUGACAAGGGACAAAUCCCGGGUUACCCCAAGGACCAGACCAAGAUUUACUGCGCUGUUGGUGAUCUGGUUUGUGAUAAUACACUGAUUAUCACCGCUGCCCACUUGAGCUAUGGGGCCGACGCAGAUGAUGCUGCUAAAUUUCUUGCCUCAAAGGUCCAGGGAUAAUCGUGGAUCAUGAUGACAAUGUCGAUUGACUGGGAAAAACAAUUGGAAAGCUGGUCUGUCCAUAGUCAUAUGUCGACGUAUCCAU
Aspergillus novofumigatus IBT 16806 is the source of this 803-nucleotide messenger RNA. Its product is annotated as cutinase family protein. The coding region runs from base 65 to 718 and encodes 217 amino acids. The record is from RefSeq and is a predicted model, not a curated record. Gene Ontology annotation, cellular component: extracellular region. Lineage: Eukaryota; Fungi; Ascomycota; Eurotiomycetes; Eurotiales; Aspergillaceae. The transcript is spliced from 3 exons. Gene Ontology annotation, molecular function: cutinase activity. Gene Ontology annotation, biological process: carbohydrate catabolic process.